This is a messenger RNA of Pseudopodoces humilis (Tibetan ground-tit), 8157 nucleotides long. It is a transcript of the gene USP31, whose product is annotated as ubiquitin specific peptidase 31. Gene Ontology annotation, molecular function: cysteine-type deubiquitinase activity. The record is from RefSeq and is a predicted model, not a curated record. Lineage: Eukaryota; Metazoa; Chordata; Aves; Passeriformes; Paridae. Gene Ontology annotation, biological process: protein deubiquitination.
AUGUCGCGGGUGAGCGGCCCCGGGCCGGCCGGCAGCGCCAAGGAGAAGCGCUCCUUCAGCAAGCGGCUCUUCCGCGGGCGCGCGGCGGGCGGCGGCGCGGGUUCGGCCCCGAGCGCCACCCCUGCCGCAGCCCCGUCCGGGCGGUCGCUCGGCGGGUUCAUGAGCCGCGUGCUGAAGACCCUCUCCACGCUCUCGCACUACAGCAGCGAGCCUGAGCCCCGCGGCGCGCUCGCCCCGCGCCUGCCCCCGCCGCAGGCCACGGGCGGCCUGGGCAGCUGCUUCCCGCCGGGCCCGCCGCGCAGCCCCGAGCCCCCGCCGCGCCCCGCCGGCAGCUCCGAGGCCGUGCCCGGCGUGGCGGGGCUCCGCAACCACGGCAACACCUGCUUCAUGAACGCCAUCCUGCAGUGCCUCAGCAACACCGAGCUCUUCGCCGAGUUCCUGGCGCUGGAGCAGUUCCGCGGUGGGCCGCCCCCCGCCGACGGGCCGCCGCCCGCGCCCGGCGAGGUCACGGAGCAGCUGGCGCAGCUGGUGCGGGCGCUCUGGACGCUCGAGUACACCCCGCAGCACAGCCGCGACUUCAAGAACAUCGUGUCCAAGAACGCGAUGCAGUACCGUGGGAAUGCCCAGCACGAUGCCCAGGAGUUCCUGCUGUGGCUCCUCGACAGAGUCCACGAGGAUUUGAACAAUGUGGUGAAUUCCAGUGGCAUGCCUUCCCUCAAGCCACCACUGGAGGAUGAUGUGCUGCUUGAGGGCCCAGCCUUUCCCAUCAGUAGCACUUUUGUGCAGGAACUCUUUCAAGCCCAGUACAGGUCCUCCCUGACGUGCCCUCAUUGCCAGAAGCAGAGCAACACCUUUGACCCUUUCCUCUGCAUCUCGCUGCCGAUCCCUCUGCCCCACACUCGGCCGCUCUACGUCACCGUGGUGUACCAGGGCAAGUGCUCGCACUGCAUGCGCAUCGGGGUGGCCGUGCCCAUCUCCGGAACAGUGGCCAGGCUGCGGGAGGCUGUCUCCUCAGAAACCAAGAUACCCCUGGAGCAGAUCGUGCUGACAGAGAUGUACUACGAUGGCUUCCAUCGUUCCUUCUGCGACACCGACGACUUGGACACCAUCCAUGAGAGCGACUGCAUUUUUGCCUUUGAGACCCCAGAGAUCUUCAGGCCUGAGGGCAUCCUUAGUCAGAGAGGAAUACAUGUGAACAAUAACCUGAAUAACUUGAAUUGUGGCACUGAGCACUCCCGAACAAUAGCUUACUCUCAAGGAACGGGGAAGUCUGGAAAACUGGAACAGUCCUGUCCUAAACUAGCAGCAAAUGACAAGAUUGUCUUGCUGGUGUGUAACAGAGCAUGCACUGGACAGCAGAGCAAAAGGUUUGGCCUGCCCUUUGUGUUGCACUUGGAAAAAACAAUUGCUUGGGAUAUUCUGCAGAAGGAAAUACUGGAGAAGAUGCAGUAUUUCCUGCGGCCUGCAGCCUGCUUGCAGGUUUGCCCGUUCAGCUUGCGAGUGGUCAGUGUUGUGGGCAUAACGUACUUGCUACCUCAGGAGGAGCGACCCCUGUGCCACCCAACAGUGGAAAGGGCAUUGAAGUCAUGUGGACAGGGGGGAACCGCUCAUGUGAAAUUAGUGGUAGAGUGGGACAAAGAAACUAAAGAUUACUUGUUUGUGAAUACAGAAGAGGAAUAUAUUCCAGACUCUGAAAGCGUCCGCCAGCAGAGAGAGCUUCAUCAUCAACCUCAGAUCUGCACUUUAUCUCAGUGUUUCCAACUGUACACCAAAGAGGAACAGCUUGCCCCAGAUGAUGCAUGGCGAUGCCCACACUGUAAGCAGCUGCAGCAGGGUAGCAUCACACUGAGCCUCUGGACCUUACCUGAUGUUCUCAUCAUACAUCUCAAAAGGUUUAGACAGGAAGGAGACCGAAGGAUGAAACUUCAGAACAUGGUUAAAUUUCCCUUGAGUGGCUUGGACAUGACUCCUCACGUUGUGAAACGCAGCCAGAGCAGCUGGAGCCUGCCAUCGCACUGGUCACCUUGGAGGAAACCUUAUGGCCUCGGCAGAGAUCCUGAGGACUACAUCUAUGACCUGUAUGCUGUCUGCAACCACCAUGGCACCAUGCAAGGGGGACACUAUACAGCAUAUUGCAAGAAUUCUGUUGAUGGCCAGUGGUAUUGCUUCGAUGACAGUGAAGUUCAGCAACUUUCUGAAAGUGAGGUGUGCAAGCAGACAGCUUACAUCUUGUUCUACCAGCGACGCACAGCGAUCCCCUCAUGGUCUGCCAACAGCUCGGUGGCAGGCUCCACGAGCUCGUCGCUGUGCGAGCACUGGGUCAGCCGGCUCCCGGGCAGCAAGCAGCCCAGCGUCGCCUCCGCCGCCUCCUCGCGCCGCACCUCGCUCGCCUCGCUCUCCGAGUCCGUGGAGCUCGCUGGGGAACGCAGUGAAGAUGACGGAGGAUUUUCAACUCGACCAUUUGUAAGAAGUGUCCAGCGUCAGAGCUUGUCCUCCAGAUCCUCUGUCACCAGCCCACUGGCAGUGAGUGAAAAUGGUGUCAGGCCCUCGUGGUCACUCUCCGCAAAACUGCAGUUCCGCUCCAACUCCCCAUCACGCUUCUCUGGAGAUUCCCCAGUACAUACCUCUGCUUCCACUCUCGAGAAGAUUGGGGAAGCUGCUGAUGAUAAAGUCUCCACCUCGUGCUUUGGCAGCCUGAGGAAUCUCUCUAGCAGCUACUUGGAGCCCUGCGACAGCAGUCGGCGAGAGCACAGGACGGCUCGCAGAGCUCCUUUGGCUGUCAUGGAAGGGGCGUUCAGGGAAGAGUCCGUUGUAAGGACAUCCAGCUCAGACCUUUCAGAUGGGUAUGGUAAAAGCUCUGUGCAGCCAGACAGGAAUCACCCUGCUCUGGACCCUUUUGAUAACAACAAUCAAAUCGCCUUUGUUGACCAGAGUGAUUCUGUGGACAGCUCCCCAGUGAAGGAGGUGAAAGCCCCAGCUGGGACGGGGCUGGCUGCAGAGAAGGCACAUGACACCCCUAAGAAGGGUCACAGCUCCAAAGGAGCUUCUGAGCCAGACAAAAGUUUGAGGAAGGGAAGGACAGUCUUAGCUACCCAAGAGACCAAAGUCUCUCACUCUUCUCCUCCACUGAAGAGUUCUCAGAAAGCUUCCCGGUCUAGAAGUAAGACAGACUCUUCUAGGGUCAGCGGGCGACACGGGUCUCCUGCUCCCACUCAGGCUAGGAAGGACCACAGCACGAAACCCCUGGAGGCAUCGGUCCCAUCAGCUCAACAGAAGCAGAAGUCAGGUUCUUCUCCAUCCUCCACAGCUGCCAAGAAAGCCCCAUCAGGCUCAUUGACUAAGGGCUCUUCCUCUGGGAAGAGCCGGACUUCCGACCGCAGCCUCAGCAGGGAGGGCUCCAAGAUCAGCCUGGGGUCGGAUAAAACGAGCGUUACCAGCAGCUCCAGGACGAGCUCCCCACGGAUCAGCCACUCCAGGAGUGACAGCAGGGCAGUGGACAGCAAGCACGUGCGCAGCUCCUCCAUGGCCAACCUGCGCUCCCCAAACGUCGGGGUGCGCUCUGGGCUGAAGAGGGACAGCAAGUCAGAAGAGAAGGGUUUGUCUUUCUUUAAAUCAGCCUUAAGGCAGAAGGAGACACGGAGGUCGGCAGACCUGGGGAAGACAACAAUGCUUUCAAAAAAGACAGGGAGUGUCAGUUCCAAGUCAGGCAGUAAAAAUGUGCUGGAGGACAAACCAGAGAAAGGUGGUGUCCCACCAGCAUCUCAAACCAAUGCCAACAUUACUACAAAAGAAAAACUUGUCUCAAAAGAUGCCACAUCUAACAAACAUUCUCUGCUAUCCAGUCGCAAGUCCAAGUCUUCCCAGCUAGAUCCCGGAGUCCAGUCUCCUCCUUCCAGUGGCAAGCAGUCUGCUGACAAGCCGCUGAAAAAGUUACCUUCCAGCAUGCAGGUGUCUGUACGGCCUUCUCUGGAACCUCAGUGAAAUGCUGCAAUCCAGGUGUCUUUUCUUCUGCUGAGAAGCUAAUUUAUUCUGAGCUCUUGUUUUUUGUUCAUGUGCCUAAUGUAUGUUUUGAGGAGAAGUUAACUGCAAGUUGUUAAAGCGCCUUUGAUUCUGCCAUCAAACCAAAUAGCCACAGGCAGCCAGCACUGGUGCAAGUAGCCUAGCUGGAGUCAUUGUUGAACAUGAAUGCAGCUGUCCCAUAGCACUUGCACAGGAGUCUCUGUCGAAAGUGCAACAGCUUUCUUCAGAUUUGAGGGUUGGGACGUGACCCCCAGUUGUACUGACACUGGUGUGCUUUGUAGAGCUGUGAACUGAUAUUCCUUUGGUCUUGUUCUGGGUGGGCUGUGUCCACACUGGUGUAUGGCCUUGUUCUGAGCUGUGGAGGAUGCGAAGGAAACUGGAGAGACUGUCGCUUCUUUCUGCUCUCAACUCUUUCUCCCUGCUCCCCCCCAUUUUCAAGCUUUCUAAAGGGCAAUAUUUCAACACUAAUGUUGUUUCUCAGGUAUAUACUCAGCCAGUAUAGGAGGGACUAGCAUUAGUGACGGACAGAAAGGUACCUGUGUGUCUCUGUGCGUGUCUGUGUCACAGAUUCAAUUUUUGCAUUCCAGCAGCAGAAAGUUUGAAAUGUGACCUGCAGUUUUUGUUGCUGUGUCUAUGAAGAGUUUUGCUUUGCCCAUACCUAAGGCAACCUCUACCCUGUUGUGUUUAACUACUUUCUUCUGAAAUGCUCUGCUAAACAACAGAAGAAAUCCCUGGGCAGCAGCUGCUGGCCAGCUUGUCCUGUGGAAGCAGUGCCAUGGGAGAGUUAUGUCCACACACCUGGAUGGCCAUGAUGCUGUCAGGAUGCCCCUGUUCAAACUCCUGGGAAGCAUUUCCUAGUGUGCUCAGACCCUUACCAUAGUGGUGUAAUUAAACCUCCAUUAUCUCUAGGGGUGAUGUUUAGAUCAAGUGUCACCCUGCCCUCUCUGAGCAUGCUUUGACAGACCCCUUUGUGUGGGUUGGAGGGGCUGUACCCAAAGCCCAGAGCAGUUUUCCUGUUCUCUGGAGCGCUGUAUGUUCUUCCCUCUGGCAUGCCUGUGCUCUCCCCAUGGGUCUGGCUGCCACAUGUCCCUCAGUGGAAGGUUCCCCUUCUUGUUUGGACGACAGCCUCCAUCAGGGUCAAAACACUACAUCUACUGAUGUCUUUGUUUACAUGCCCUUCUUAUAGGGGAGAUUCCUCAAGUUCUGUAAGGUCCCUCUUAAGGUGGAUUUUUUUUUAAAUUCCAUGAGUUUUUAUUGAUGUGCUGCAUAUCCUUUAUGUCCACAGCCUGUCGUGUAGGUUGUGACAAACUGGGAAUGUGCUGGGCAUGCUCUCUGCUGAGCAAGGUCUGUGCCUGCCCAGUGCCAUGGCACAGCUUGGGGCCAGGGGUGUGUGUGCUCUGUCCCAGCAGAACAAACUGGCCUGUGCCACCUCCCUUGCUGAGGUGCUGCUUGUCCCCAGGUCUGCUGGGCACCUUGCUGCUCUAGGAUCAGUUUUCUGCUCACCACACGCCUGCAGCAAGCUUGGGAGGGAAGGGUUGUGGGUUCUGGCUCCUGGGAGCGUGUGUGGCUGGGAGUGCCAUCGAGCUGGGCUCAGUGUGUGAGGAUGAGGCCACCCUUGCAGUGUCCUGGUGAUGUCCUGCUGUGUCCCCUCCACGUGCCCCAGCAGUGCCCACAGCCUGCACGUGUGAUGCCCUGGCUGUUCCAACCGAACGUGACCGUCCCCUCAACGCAUUCCUUCCCCCAGGCAUUGUUUCAGUCUCAUUUAUUGCAAAGAUUGCAUUGCUUGCUUCUGAAAUGUAUGACUUGGAUUAUUCUUGGAUUAUUUUCUGUUAUAUCCAGCAGAGCAGAUAAGACUUGCUUCACAUUGCAGUACUUAAAUUACUCCCUGAAAUGUUGAUGUUGAAGUAUUUGUUUAAGGUUUUAUCUGUAUUAAGGUCUUACACUGUGUUGGCUCUUCUCUUGUAACAACUCUUCUAGCAAGAAUGUAAUUCCGGUGGCUUAUGCUGACUCGGUUUGGGAUCUUUUAAUAGACAGAACUACUUUCUGUGCAUUUUGCCAUGGACAUUUGUGAAAGGUUAUUUUUAUCAAAUGACAUUUUUUUUUCAUGUCAUCACUCACUGAAGGAGUUUAAACUUGAAGCUGGUGUGUGGGUUUUGAGGUGGUUUUGCUCCUGUGCUGCAUGCCUGACUGAAGGGAAUACGAAGCCAUGUUCAAACCCAUGUUUUUGCUUAACACCAGUUCAAUGUUUGUAUCUGGAGCAAGAAAAUGGUCCUUGGAGCUCUCAUUUGGGUAGAAGGGAGAUGGGACAUCCUGGAAUUCCAGCAGCUGAUAAAAGUAGUUGAACCUCUGCAAUCCCAUGAGGUGCCAAUCUCACUCUCUUUCUGCACGUUCUCCAUAAUUCCUGAUGCUAAUUGCUGCCAGCUCCAGCACUGUCUGCUCUCUUCAUGCUGCCAGACUGGAUUUCUUUGUCCCUCUGGUGGUGCACAGGCUCCUUGCUCUGCAGAGGAGUGUCAGUAGGCAGGAGGGGCUGCACUGACAGUACAUACCCUCGCCUGUGAGCUGCUCCUCUGCUGGGUUUUCUGCUCAGGAGGGUUUGGCAUGGGGUGUCCUCAGGCAAAGUGGUUUGACCGACCAGGGUGCACCCGAGUUCACGUGGGACAAAAGGUCCAGGUGUGUGUGUGCAGGGGGAGCUCAGUCCCUGCUCCGUGUCUGCCUCAGGGCCCCUGGGAACAGCCACUCCUGUCACUCCACAGCUCUGCUUGUUGCUGUCACACAUCUUCAGUAGUAAAUGAGCUUCCUCGCACAGGAGAGGGUUGAAGGGUGUGCGUCUGGGAAACACUGUUCACUGGGAGUGUUAAUCAAAGCCUUGUUGCUGUUACAGUCAUGACUUCAUCAGUGCAGUAGGAUAAAUGUUUCUGCAAUGGAAUGUAGGUUAUUACAGGCCCUGCUUAAAGGGAUUUGGGGAAAAAUCAUCAGUCUUCUCUCCUGGCUUUAAAGCAGACUUAUCUCUUGUCCCUUUCAUGGCAGGAACUCCUGUCCAUGGUGUUGUGUUGUCCAGCUGCCAGGAUGUGGCAUGGUACCAGGGAACACUCAAGAGAGGGAUAUGCCAAGUCCUAGAUACCAACACCACUGUGGCUUUGCAUAUGGAUCCUUCAUGCAGCAGUGGCUUGAGGCUGUUCUGAAGCAGCUACAUGUACAUGGGCAUGUCUUAAAGUUCCUGUUUGCCAUCUGAAGCACUUAUGGCUGAUGGGGAGGUGGGCUCUGCCAUCUCUCCCAGAGGCGCUGCUGCCCAGGGACCUCCACCUUCCCUGGGUGGUGGCACUGUAGGUAGGAAAUCUCAUAUGGGCAUCUGAGUGCGAUGGGAGCUGCUGCCAGGUCUGUCCUGCCCAGCCUGUCUGGGGAUGGCGGGGUCUGGGACCCUCCUGCCACGGAAGCAAAUGUUUGGCUCACGGUGAUGGGAAGUGCCUGGGAAGGGGGAGGCCCCAGCAGGUGAGCUCCGAGGCAAAGCAGCCGUUCAGGCAGCGUUUCCAAUCUGUCUGGGGUUGGAGUGGCCUGUGCCAGCAUGUGACUUGUAUUUCACCCCACGUCCCUAGUCUGCCACUUGCUCCUGGGCUUGGGUCUCUGGGCGCAGGAGAGCAGCGCCUUCAUUCCAGUGCUCAAUUCCUACAGGAGUCACCUAGAGACUUUUUUUUACCCUUUUUGGGCUGUGUCUUUUGGAUAGUGUUUAGUAGUAGUCAAGUUAUAAGCACAUUUUCAAUGACGUGUAUUGAAGAGGCACCUUUUAUUUGUAUUAAUCACAUUUGAUAGACAAUUCGGUGCCUGCGGUUCUCUGUAACUUGUGUCUCACUUUGGGUGUGUAAAUUGUUAACCCUUUCAGACUUAUCAAAUAUGGAUUAAUAAAAACAAGAUGCUUAGGAUAGAAAGCUAGCAGCUUAACUGCACUUCUCCCACUGCAAGUGCCCUCCUCCGCCGCUGCUGCGGGGGUUUUGCUUUCUGAAGCCGAAAGUUGAGCAUGCCCAGCCCUUUUCCCCGGUGCGAGGCAGCUUGCAUGGCCGUGCUGUCCCCGAUGCAUGUCCCUACUAACUAUGCAAGCCUCUAGGCCAGCGGCACCGCGGCACCGCUCCGAGCUGCUGCUGC